Molecule: messenger RNA, 1752 nt
Organism: Aspergillus pseudoviridinutans
Lineage: Eukaryota; Fungi; Ascomycota; Eurotiomycetes; Eurotiales; Aspergillaceae
Exons: 5
Coding region: 1-1752 (583 amino acids)
Source: RefSeq, a predicted model, not a curated record
AUGGCUCAAAAUACACAACAUCGCGAUAAUAACCUUCGCAAUGCAUCUCUUCACCCCUUCGGGCUCGUACUCAUCACCAAUGUGAUCGCUACAUCGCACCCCCACGCUCAAGUCCCCAUCUGCCAUCAAUGUGAGGAGAAGAAACCCGCUCCUCCGAUUCCACAAUGCGGACAUAAUAACAACCGUCCAGAGCUACAAUCAGGCCAGUGCGCAACAACAUACAGGUGCUCCGGCCACUGCGGUUCAGUGGCCAUCCCGCACCUCAACACCCAGACCCUUGAAUGCGACUACGCAGAAGUACCUGUAGGACCAGAUGGAUGCACCAUCGACCAGUGCUACGAUCCGCCCGAAUGUCCCAGCGACUGCAACACCAAGUCAGAGUCGAACGACGUCUGCGUCAACGAUCAAACCGGCUGCCCGGCAAUGGAUGGCUCGAUUCGGCGAUACGGCGGCAAAGACUACAUCUACCGCUGCAACAAAGGCUUCUGCACUACGACCGUCAGCUCCAUCAGCAAUACCGAUACCCUGAAGGAGUGUGCAGAGAAAUGCUCGCGAGAUCCGGCCUGUAGGAUGGUCUCCCAUCACAAGAAAACAUGCACCCUGGCUACGACAGUCGGGACGGUGGAAAACGUCCCGGGCUCGGUUGUCCUCGAACCCGUCGGCCCCUCGCCAAAUACACAUGACGGCAACGACUGCGCGCGUCUCCACCAGACUCGCCAGACAAUCCACGGAUCGAGUUCCAGCUUCACUGCGAUACACGUCUUGCUGACGCGGCAUCAUGCCAUCCCAAACCGGCGGCGUCAUAUGAAGACUGCGCUGCGCAAUAAAGCACACCCUUCGAAGGAGACCGGAUCAAUCGCCUUGGAGCCACUUCCCGGCUACGGUUGUCCAUACGUUGACUGGGCGGUCAAGGAGAUUGGCGGCGUACACUACGAGUACCAUUGCAACGCCAGGCUGGAAUCCGGCGGCAAAUGGACUCAGGUCCAUGUAGCUAGCGAGAUGGAGUGCGCGCUACAGUACUCCACGAAUAUCCACUGUACUGGUAUUUCUCUGCGCGGGCAACAGUGCUAUCUGGCUACGGCUCCAAUCCACCUCCAGCCAAAGGGUAAUUGGGUAGCCUUGGUACCGGUGAGCAGUCACAAGCAGCCCAAGGAGCCCAAGAAGCCCAAAGAGGACGGUCUUCAGGUCCCUGAGUGUAGAGUCUCACAUGGGCAGUUGGUCGCCUACAAGGGCCACACCUACUCAAUUAACUGCUAUCGGUGGAUUGGGGGUGAUGGGUUCGCCACCGCUACCAAACACAGCCUGGCCGAUUGUAUCAAGAUGUGCGCGGAUUAUGCCAAUUAUAUUGCCCUGCACUAUCUCCCUAGUCAGAAAUCCUGUGCCAUUCACGACAAUAUUCCGGGGGUGGGGACCCAGGGAGACUUUGGGGUUGCUUAUCUUAAGCUCCAGGGCACUCUGACCCUGUUCACUAACAAAGUUGCGAAUCAGAUUCUUUUUGGACUUAUGUCCAAGUUAGCUGCCCUGACCGGAAAGAACAUCCAAAUUCCCAGCAUGCCCAUGAUCGAUAACAUCAGCACAGUCAACACCGAGCCGUCCAAAGAUACCCCCAAAAACCCCGCUAAAGUUGAGACCAAGAAGCAGCUCAAUGAGUUCGCGACCAAGAACCUAGCUAGCUUCCCUCAGUUCUCAGAAGACAAGAUCCAGGAAAUUACCAGCCAGGGCAGCCACCAACAUCCAGGGCAUCACCACUAA